UAGAAGAGAAAUAAUAAAGAAAUAUUGAUGGCGAGCUUAAGCUCCCUGUGUGUUCAGUGGAGAAUUCAUGGGCAUGGGCAUGGGCAUGGCCCCCGAGGUUCAGAACUCCGCAAAGCCAUCUCCACGCUUGACCUGACGCUACAGCCGGAGGAGGUUGGUAGCCGUCAGAAACUUAUAAACUCGUCCCUUCUCCUCAAAGCCUGCAUCAGGUCUGGUAACUUGGAGCUUGGUAAACUCCUUCACCACAAGUUGAUUCACUCUCGACUCCCCCUCGACUCUCUUCUUCUCAACUCUCUAAUUAGCCUCUACUCUAAAUGCGGGGACUGGCAAAGCGCGCUUUCAAUAUUCCAAGGCAUGGGCGAUAACAGAGACUUGGUCUCCUGGAGUUCUCUCAUCUCCUGUUUUUCAAAUAACUCCAUGCACUCCCAAGCCCUUCUUACCUUUCUUCACAUGCUCCAAUUCGGGAUUUUUCCCAACGAAUAUUGCUUUACCGCCUCAAUUCGAUCUUCUUCCAAUGCUCGAUAUUUUUCUAUUGGCCUUGUAAUCUUUGGCUUUUUAUUCAAGACCGGAUACUUUGAUUCUCAUGUCUGUGUUGGUUGUGCCUUAAUAGAUAUGUUUGCCAAAGGCAGUGCUGAUAUCCACUCAGCACGCAUGGUGUUUGACAAAAUGCGGGACAAAAACCUUGUCACUUGGACUUUGAUGAUUACUAGAUAUGCUCAACAUGGUUUUCUGAGCGAUGCAAUUGAUUUAUUCUGCAGUCUGUUGGUAAGUGAGCACACACCUGAUAGGUUUACUCUAACCAGUCUCUUAUCGGCCUGCGUGGAGAUGGGAUUCUUCUCACUUGGUAAGCAAUUGCAUUCUUGGGUUAUCCGGUCUGAACUGGCUUCAGAUGUCUGUGUGGGUUGUACUCUGGUGGACAUGUAUGCAAAAUGUGCAGCAGAUGGAUCAGUAGAAAAUUCUAGGAAAGUAUUUGAUAGCAUGCCUCUUCAUAAUGUUAUGUCUUGGACUGCUCUCAUCUCUGGCUAUGUACAGGGCAGAAAAGAGCAGGAAGCCAUGGAGCUGUUUUGUAACAUGCUUCAUGGUCAUGUUGCACCAAAUUGCUUCACAUUCUCCAGCGUCCUCAAAGCUUGUGCAAAUCUUCCUGAUUUUAGCUUCGGCAAACAACUGCAUGGUCAGACAAUUAAACUGGGCCUUUCCGCAAUUAAUUGUGUGGGGAAUUCUCUUGUUAACAUGUAUGCAAGGUCUGGAAGUACGGAUUGUGCUCGAAAAGCUUUCAAUAUCUUAUUUGAAAAGAAUUUAUUUUCGUGCAGUACAGCUAUUGAUGCACAUGCAAAAGCAUUGGAUUCUGAUGAGUCUUUUAACCAUGAUAUUGAGAACGUUGCUGUUGGAGCUGGUUCUUUUACAUAUGCAUGCCUCUUAAGUGGCGCAGCCUGUUUAGGUACAAUCGGUAGGGGUGAACAAAUUCAUGCCCUCAUAGUGAAGUCAGGGUUCGGAACCGAUUUAUGCAUUAAUAAUGCUUUAAUCUCUAUGUAUUCCAAGUGCGGAAUCAAAGAAGCUGCUUUGCAGGUCUUUGAUGACAUGGGGCAUCGCAAUGUAAUAACUUGGACCUCUAUUAUAAGUGCUUUGGCAAAACAUGGAUUUGCUACAAAAGCUUUAGAAUUGUUCUAUGAAAUGCUUGAAAUAGGUGUAAAGCCUAAUGAGGUCACUUAUAUUGCGGUUUUAUCAGCCUGUAGUCACGUUGGUUUGAUUGAUGAGGCUUGGAAACACUUCAAUUCUAUGCAUUAUAAUUAUGGUAUCAGUCCAAGGAUGGAACAUUAUGCAUGUAUGGUUGAUUUGCUUGGUCGAUCUGGAUUGCUUGUAGAAGCUAUUGAAUUUAUUACUUCAAUGCCUUUUGAUGCUGAUGCAUUGGUAUGGCGUACGUUUCUUGGUUCUUGUCGGGUUCAUCGUAAUACCAAACUUGGAGAGCAUGCUGCAAAAAUUAUUCUUGAGCGGGAACCUCAUGAUCCAGCUACCUAUAUAUUAUUGUCAAACUUGUAUGCGUCAGAAGGGAGGUGGGAUGAUGUAGCAGCAAUAAGAAAAUGCAUGAAACAGAAAAAAUUGAUAAAAGAAACAGGUUAUAGCUGGAUUGAAAUCGACAACCAGAUACACAAAUUCCACGUAGGGGAUACUUCACACCCCCAGGCUAAAAUGAUAUAUGAUGAACUUGAUGAAUUGGCUUUAAAAAUAAAGAACUUGGGUUAUAUCCCAAAUACAGAUUUUGUUCUUCACGAUGUGGAGGAUGAACAGAAGGAUCACUAUCUGUUUCAACACAGUGAAAAAAUUGCUGUGGCAUUUGCUCUUAUAAGUACCCCGAAACCAAAACCUAUUAGAAUAUUUAAAAAUCUUCGAGUUUGUGGGGACUGCCAUACGGCAAUGAAGUAUAUAUCAAUAGUUACUGGAAGAGAGAUAGUAGUCAGAGAUGCAUACCGGUUUCAUCAUGUCAAGAAUGGGAUAUGCUCUUGCAAUGACUAUUGGUAAAUGAUUCUAUAUGCAUUCGAUAUUGGUUAAACUUGGAAAUUUGAAGUACAAGGAAACUUGAACCCACAAGCCAAUUGCUAUUUUUAGAGGCAUCUGUUUAUCCAUCUUUAUUCUUUUCAUGAUAAGGCUAGAUGCAGCGUGUACGAUAUACCAUUUUCUUGUUUACCGUGGAGGUUAUUCCCUCCACAUAUUAUUCUAAA
This is a messenger RNA of Vigna angularis (adzuki bean), 2717 nucleotides long. RefSeq names its product pentatricopeptide repeat-containing protein At3g49170, chloroplastic. Gene Ontology annotation, molecular function: zinc ion binding; RNA binding; protein binding. The transcript has a single exon. The record is from RefSeq and is a predicted model, not a curated record. The coding region runs from base 28 to 2517 and encodes 829 amino acids. Lineage: Eukaryota; Viridiplantae; Streptophyta; Magnoliopsida; Fabales; Fabaceae. Gene Ontology annotation, biological process: RNA modification.